Molecule: messenger RNA, 2040 nt
Organism: Antechinus flavipes (yellow-footed antechinus)
Lineage: Eukaryota; Metazoa; Chordata; Mammalia; Dasyuromorphia; Dasyuridae
Product: WAS/WASL-interacting protein family member 3-like
Exons: 6
Coding region: 1-2040 (679 amino acids)
Source: RefSeq, a predicted model, not a curated record
AUGGGAGUCUCUGGGCUCCAGAGAUGCUGGGUCUCAUUCCAAGGUGGCUUCCGCUUCUGGCCUCCAUGUGACCAGCUGCCCUGCCUCGACUUCCCUGAGAGAAAGAAAGCGGUGCUGCGUUCCCUCCCGCCGCAGCCCCCCUUCCCUGUGCAGCCCCCUCCCCUCCGCCCCUGCUGGGGGCCUGGCCCCGGGGCCCUCGCCCUUCCUUCCUGUUCCGCACUCCCCCUCCCCAGUAAUCACCAGCCCCCAGCCCUCCCGAAACGUGGCCCGGAGCCCUCGGGGAUCACUGAGGAACAGCAGGUGCGCUCAGGAGACCCGGGAUCAAUCUCAGCUCGUGACGGACAUCCAAGGGAUGCUGAGAAAGGCUCUGGCCUUCGCGUUCUUCUGUCAGACGAGGGGAGCGCGGCGGGGACCCCCGGGCUCUCUCCAAGUCUCAAACGCCUUGAACCCACGGCCAGCUCCGCCCGGUUUCAGAUCCGAAGCGCCUGGUGCCCCCUUCCUCCCGAGGGUCACUGGCUGCUGCUCCCCCAGGGCUGGAGUUGGAACUCCCCAACCAGGAGCUGUCCAGCACCUCCCGCCCCAGCUCAUGGGGACCAGAGAAUGCCCAGAACCAAAUGGGCGACUGAGGCAGCUGUUGGGGCCACACCACUGCCUUCUUGGGAGUUUUCCGCCUUCCUUUCCCGGGUCCCCGUCCGGCAGUCAGCCAGCCCCGCACCCCCAAAUGUGCCCCCCCCCCCACUCAGUCCCGGGCCUGGCUGCAGAUUUAGUCAGCUAGACAGGGGAGGGGCCCCCGUGGGAUUACUGAGAGCCCAAGCUCGCCUCCCUUUGCAGAAGGAAAAACUGAGGCUCCCAGAGGCCUGCCCGAGACCCCACAGCCCCCUCCCCGUGUCCCUGGAACUGCUGGAGGGUGCAGGCCAGUUGGAUAGAGAUGGUCAGUGGGGGCCCUUGCACAAGGAGGGACCUUGGGCCCUGGAGGUUUUCAGGAUGAAAGAAGGGAUGCAGGGAAGUGAUUGGGCCGGAGAAAGUACAAGCUUCAAGGCCCCAGAGGGCUCUGUCAGGCUUGGGGGCCCGUGUUCGCUGCCGGGCUGCAAGGUUCAAGACCGGCCUCCAGGUGAUCGCUGCUCUCCAGCCAUCAACUGCCUGGGCAGGAUGGAGGCCCUGGAAGUGGCGUCGCCUUUUGGGGCCAGAUGGGCCAACCUCUGUGGGCCUCCAUCUCUCACUGGCUGCUGCCUGGAUGCUCUGCCUUUUCUUCUCUGUUCCAUCUACCCAAUCACCACCCCCCCGCCCAUCCCCCCCAUCCUCCCGCCAUUCAGCGAGCGCCAGUCCCCGGCCCCAGAAAUAGUCCGAAACAGAAAGGAGCCUGGGCGGAGCCUGGGCGGAGCCUGGGCGGAGCCUGGGCGGAGCCUGGGCGAAGCCUGGCUCCGGCGGCAGCCGCCCAGCGGCCGCCCCGGCCCGUGUCAGGCUCCGACCCCAGAGCUGGCCUCCGGCCUGCGGUUCCGAGCGGCAGCGGGGCGUGGAGAGCCCCAGGGGGGGACUCGGAACCCGGCCCGAGCACCCAGAGGUUCUCUGACAGGAGUGGGCGGGGCAGCUGGGGACCGGCCGGUCCUCCCGGAUCCCAGGAGGGAGCGUGCCCACUUUGCAGAUAAUAAACUGAGGCUGGAGAACACGCACUCAAUGCACAAACCACCGGAGCCGCUUCCGAUUUAUCAGCGCGCUUUUAAUCAUUAUCCUUCGGUGCUCACAAACCAGGCCGGAAGUGGAGGCCCAGGCGGAGGCCCACAAUGCCCAAGAAAGGAGGCUGCGGUCUCCCAGGGCAACGGGCGCCCCGAGUCUGUGGCCCCCGGCCGCGUCCUCCGGGGCCUCUCCAGGCGGGGCCGGGGCUCCGGGUGGGCUUCAAAGGGCCCAGGAAGACGCCGUGCUGGCCCGGGGCCAGUUGGGGCCCAGCUGUUUGGGGUCGGGCCCGGGGGCUCGCCGGCUGGCCCUUCCUCCCCCCGGAAUCAGCCACGGAGCCCGAGGCCGAGAGUCGGGGCCACGCACUGA